AACUGCUAGUUCGAGUAUGUUUUCAUUUAUACGUUAUAUUUGGAAAUCUAUUUUUUAAACAAAAAUAAAAAAGCUAUUGAUAUGUAAUUAUGGAUACAUCAUACAGCCGAGCAUGCAAUAAACGCAUCUGUUGUACAUACAUUUUCACGUUUUUACUGCUCGUCCUCUUUUUCUAUCACUUAAUGUGGAAUAAUAGAAAAAGUAUUAUAGGACUUGCGCGGUUGCAAGAGGACGUCAACUGUAUAUCCCAAGCGCUCAAAGUGGAUUGCUCGACAAUGAAAUUAGACAGCUGUCCAUCAGAAUCGGGAACUUGUGACCCAACUAUGGAUUUAAAGGGAUCAAUAUCAUGCGAAUCGACCGAAUUGAAUGACUGUGUGGAAACAGUGGUAAAACGCAAGAUUAGUAGCUUAAUGGACGAUGUAUACAGUAUUAAAAAGAGAAUUGAGCAAUCCGCAUGUAAGGAGUCAGUGGAAAAUGCAGCCGAGGCGAACAAACAAAAAAUGGCUCCACUUCGCAUCAAUUAUGCUUCGGAGGAGCUGGGAGCUCGUAUAAUUUCUGCCCUAGCAAAACCAAUUGCAGAUAGCAACUUGCUUAUGAUGUUGCUUGGGUUGGAAUUCAGUACAAAUCCGCCCAUCAAUAUGCUGAGGCCAAGCUUAAUGCCAGGAUCGUGUUUCGGUUUUCGGGGCAGUCAGGCAGCGAUUACACUACAUUUAGCCAAAACUAUCUAUGUGGAGCAAAUAAGUUUGACCCAUAUUCCCAAAGAGAUGACUCCGAGCGAGUGUGUUGAUAAUGCACCAAAAGAUUUUGAAGUUUAUGGAGUGACUCCGAAAAAGAAUAAAGAGCUAUUGGGCAAGUGGAGAUUCAAAAAUGAUCCAAAUGAACGCACAGAGAAUUAUAUUAUCAAUAAUAAUUGUCCGUUUCGUUCAUUGCUUUUCGAAUUCCUCUCAAAUCAUGGCGGCAAUUCUACUUGCAUAUAUCGCGUGGAAGUGUUUGGCCGAGCAACAGGCGUAAUUUAA
This is a messenger RNA of Drosophila navojoa, 1016 nucleotides long. RefSeq names its product sperm-associated antigen 4 (gene spag4). Gene Ontology annotation, cellular component: nuclear envelope; meiotic nuclear membrane microtubule tethering complex. The record is from RefSeq and is a predicted model, not a curated record. NCBI's taxonomy places the organism in Eukaryota, Metazoa, Arthropoda, Insecta, Diptera, Drosophilidae. Gene Ontology annotation, molecular function: protein-membrane adaptor activity.